AUGACCACGGUUGAUCACAAAGCAGUGCUGAUCGUUAUUGACGGCUGGGGUAUUGCUGGCCCUGACUCCCGUCCCGAUGGAGACGCUAUCGCUGCAGCUAACGCCCCGGUCAUGUCCUCGUUCGCGGACUCCAAUUCAAAAACUGCACAGGGCUAUACCGAGCUCGAUGCUUCCUCCCUCGCCGUGGGCCUCCCAGAAGGCCUCAUGGGAAACAGUGAAGUGGGUCAUCUGAAUAUUGGCGCUGGGCGUGUGGUCUGGCAAGAUGUUGUACGCAUCGACCAAACCCUGAAGAAUGGAGAUAUGAACAAGACCGAGAACAUCGUCAAAACGUUCCAGAAAGCGAAAGAUGGCAAUGGGCGAUUGCACCUCCUUGGCCUCAUCUCUGAUGGCGGUGUCCAUUCUCACAUCAACCAUUUAUUCGGGCUACUACAGGUGGCUAAGGAAAUGAAGAUUCCCAAGGUCUUUAUCCAUUUCUUUGGGGAUGGGAGAGAUACGGAUCCUAAGAGUGCAGCUGGGUAUAUGCAGCAAUUGCUUGACAAGACCAAAGAAUUGGGUGUUGGCGAGUUGGCGACCGUGGUAGGCAGAUAUUUUGCUAUGGAUCGCGAUAAGAGGUGGGAUCGUAUCGAGAUUGCUUUGCACGGGCUUGUUACUGGUGAAGGAGGGGAAGAGUCCACAGACCCAGUCCAGACCAUCAAUGAGAGAUAUAAGAAAGGAGAAAAUGACGAGUUCUUGAAGCCAAUUAUUAUUGGAGGAAAGGAGAGAAGAAUUCAAGGUACAAUUCACGCUUCUCCCACCCCUGCUGUAUUUCACAUCUGCUUACCUAGAUCUAAAGACAAUGACACACUCUUCUUCUUCAACUACCGCUCGGACCGUGUGCGGGAAAUAACCCAGCUCCUCGGGGACGUCGACCGUUCCCCCAAGCCAAACUUCCCUUACCCCAAAAACAUCUCAAUCACAACUAUGACCCAAUAUAAAACUGACUAUAAAUUCCCCAUCGCUUUUCCCCCUCAGCACAUGGGCAACGUUCUCGCGGAAUGGCUGGGCAAGCAAGGCCUCAAACAAUGCCACAUCGCCGAGACAGAGAAAUACGCUCAUGUCACUUUCUUCUUCAACGGCGGCGUUGAGAAGCAGUUCCUCGGCGAAGAGCGGGAGUUAAUCCCGUCUCCAAAAGUAGCAACCUAUGACCUCGACCCGAAAAUGAGUGCUGCUCCUGUGGCAGAUAAGCUUGCUGAGCGUAUUUGUGAGAAUAAAUUUGAGUUUUUGAUGAACAAUUUCGCCCCGCCGGAUAUGGUGGGCCAUACUGGAGUGUAUGAAGCUGCCGUUGAGGCUGUGACGGCAACGGAUAAGGCUAUUGGGAGAGUGUUUGAAGCUUGCAAGCAGCACGGAUAUAUCCUUUUCGUCACGGCUGAUCAUGGAAACGCCGAGGAGAUGAAGAACGCUGAAGGAACGCCCAAGACGUCACAUACGACUAACAAAGUCCCUUUCAUCAUGGCCAACGCGCCAGAGGGUUGGAGCUUGAAGAAGUCCGGUGGAGUUUUGGGCGAUGUCGCACCGACCAUCCUCGCAGCCAUGGGCGUCGAACAACCUAAGGAAAUGACAGGACAUAGCCUUCUUGUCAGGACUUAG
Messenger RNA from Histoplasma mississippiense, 1626 nucleotides. Its product is annotated as 2,3-bisphosphoglycerate-independent phosphoglycerate mutase. The coding region runs from base 1 to 1626 and encodes 541 amino acids. Gene Ontology annotation, molecular function: manganese ion binding. The transcript has 3 exons. The record is from RefSeq and is a predicted model, not a curated record. Gene Ontology annotation, biological process: glucose catabolic process. Lineage: Eukaryota; Fungi; Ascomycota; Eurotiomycetes; Onygenales; Ajellomycetaceae. Gene Ontology annotation, cellular component: cytoplasm.